Molecule: messenger RNA, 7392 nt
Organism: Pangasianodon hypophthalmus (striped catfish)
Lineage: Eukaryota; Metazoa; Chordata; Actinopteri; Siluriformes; Pangasiidae
Gene: nectin1a
Product: nectin cell adhesion molecule 1a
Exons: 6
Coding region: 370-1857 (495 amino acids)
Biological process (GO): homophilic cell-cell adhesion; heterophilic cell-cell adhesion; protein localization to cell junction
Cellular component (GO): adherens junction
Source: RefSeq, a predicted model, not a curated record
AACUGGGGGAACUGACCGCGCGCGCCUAACAGCUAAAAACAGAAUAAGGAAAACAGUCAGCAUACCAUCAGAGAUCACUGGUACUGUUAUUGUGACCUGUAGCUCAUUAAUCUCAGUGUCCUGUGCUCGAAGCUGCCCACGCACAGCUGAACAGAGAGAGAGAGAGAGAGACAGAGAGAGAGAGAGAGAGAGGGAGAGAGAGAGAUUUCCCAUCCAGUGUGAAUUUAGACAGCAGCACUGCCUGAACCGGAGAGCACGCGCGCUUUUCAUUUUCCGAUCGCGCGAUUGAUUAACUCGCCCUGAUAAAUGGGACUCUGGACUAUUUCUCACCUCAUAACCGAACUUGCAGUUUGCUCAUAAAGAGAGAUUAUGUUCACUUUGGCUUUCCAGUUUCCUCUGAUCGCCGUCCUUGCAAUAUCAGGCACGAGUGGUCAGACUGUUCACACGGACAGUGACCGGUCUGGCUAUGUGGGCACUCAGGUGGAGUUGCGUUGUCAUUUUGCCAACAGCAAACCACCGGUGAAGAUCUCCCAGGUCACCUGGCAGAAGUCUGUCAAUGGCACCAAGCAGAACGUGGCCAUCGCCAAUCCAGCUCUGGGUGUGUCUGUGCUACCAGCUUUUAAAGACCGGGUAAGGUUUAAGAACCCAGCGGUUCGCCAAAGAGCACCUUCACUGGAGGACACGACUAUCAUCUUCAAUAACUUGAAACUGUCUGAUGAGGCCACGUACAUCUGCGAAUACACCACCUUUCCUGCGGGUAACAGGGAGAGCACGGUCAAUCUCACCAUUUACGCUCGACCGAUGGUCCAGAUGAGUCUGUCCACACCCACCAUAGUGGCAGGAUCAAAAGAUAUGAAAAUGACCGUAGCAACGUGUGUCUCAGCCAACGGGAAGCCCCCUGCUGUGAUCACAUGGGACACUGAGUUAGAUGGUGAAGCAAACACUGAGGAGAUAAGGAACACUGAUGGGACGAUAACAGUGCGCAGUGACUACAUCAUGACACCCAGUCGAGAAGCACAUGAGCAGCGACUUACCUGCAUCUCCACCUACAAUAAUGAUCAGCAAACAGACAACGUUAUUCUCAACGUACAGUACGAGCCAGAGGUGAGCAUUGAGGGCUUUGAUGGAAACUGGUAUAUAAAUCGCGAGAAUGUUCAGCUAACUUGCUUGGCCGAUGCGAAUCCAGCCGUUUCUUCAUUUCAGUGGAGAUAUCUGAACGGCUCCAUGCCGAAUACAGCUGAGCAACGCGAGGACACACUAAUCUUUAAGGGUCCUGUAACCUAUGAGAUGGCAGGGACAUACAUGUGUGAUGCCACCAACAGUAUUGGUACAGGUUCAGCUUCAGUCGAGGUGAUUAUAACAGAGUCCCCUAGCUCCACACAUGCUGAGCAACAGCGAGCAGGCGCUGCUAUUGGUGGAGCAGUUGUGUGUGGUACAGUGCUGCUGGCAGCCAUUAUAUUGUUGGUGGUCUUCUUUCAUCGGCAAAGGCGCACGUUUAAAGGAGAUUACAGCACCAAAAAACAGGUCCUGGCCAACGGCUUUGGCAAAUCUAGCGACCUGUCGUCGUGCCCCUCUCUGCCUCAGAGCCUGACCUAUCCCGAAGACCUGAACUAUCCUGAGGAUGAGAAGAAGCCUGAACUUUAUGGAAGCCCCAGUUUCUUAGGUGAAAGUGUUCAGGAGUUCCAUAAUAAUCCUCCCAACAGGAUGAAGACCUACAGUCCAGUGGAGGACAGCAAGAGGUUGAGAUAUAACGAACAGAGCUACAGGGAUGGCUAUGGGUCUGAAAUGGAAGUCUCGGUGGAUAUGGUUCCUCAAAAGGAUGGUUCUGUCAUCUCUAAAGAGGAGUGGUAUGUGUGAAAAGAAAACGAGGAAAAAAAUCUUUGUAUAUAAAUUCAUCUACAUGCCAUCAUUAGAAUUCCUUCCCAAAUUCCAUGCUAGUAAAUAUAGCUUAAAAUCCAAAUAAAUAUGGGUCAGCUUUAUUUAUAUUCAUCUCUGGUGUUAGAAUGAAGUCCAGAAUAAUGAGCAUUUUUCAACCAUUCACUGGUCCUGUGUCUGAUUUGUUAUACAUUUGUCAUGCACUAAAGUAAAUUAUACCACAGUGCUGGUAAAUUCUCAAACCUGACUGGCCUGAAGUUGUUUAAUGUUUUAUAACAGCACCUCUGACAGUAGUUCCAGCUAUGAAGAAAAUCAUUAUGUGUUAGUUCUAAUACGUCUACGUCACUAAGUCACAGGGGCUUUUACAUUGAACACUCCACAUAAUCUAAGUCUAAUAAGUAAAAUAAAAAAGUGUUAAUUAACUAAGAGAAACAGUCAUUGAUAUGGUGAAGCUUUCAAUAAGAUGUUUAUUUAACAUUUUUGGAAGGAGUCUCCAGUGUUGCUUUGUAACAGUCUGUAAUUUUGAGCUGUGUUUUGUCAUUAACAAGCUGCUUUUUUAUUAUUAACUUCAAGAGAAAGUGAGGGAGUGACUGUUUAUAGCUGCUAUAACGUAAGUGAUAACAGGAACUAGCUGUCAAUAUGUGGCACAACAUUAAAUGUAAAUAUAGACAGAUAAAAAGUAAAAUUGCUGUGGUAUAAGAGGGAUAAAACACUAGAGGAUGUGCUGUUAUAGAAAAAAAAUUGGUAACACAACAGUAAGUGUUGUGUUUUUUUCCUUCCUUUGACCCCCUUUUUUUUGGAUACGGUCAUUAUUCAUUGUUAGCACUUAAAAGAGCAGAUAAUGGCUGCACCUUUGUUAGAUUAUAGUGUGUAUAUAUAUAUAUAUAUAUAUAUAUAUAUAUAUAUAUAUAUACAGCAUGUUAUGGUGGGGAUCUUUUAUUUUUUUCCCAGAGAAGCUCACAUACCCUACACAGCAGAUAUAUUCACACCUGACCUUUGCAUUAUCUGGACAUGGUCACAGAGUGAGACAAUUGGGGAUGAGUAAUGUCAGCGAAGUCUAAACAUCUAGUGGUGGCAAGUAAAUUGUGUGAGAGGUCACAGCAUCACAUGCACAUACGGAACGGGUUCAGAAUUAAACAUUCAACCAUUUUUCAGGCACUUUGUUUACUGUGAAAAUUUUGCACUGUCGCUGUUAGUGUAGUCCUUUGUUGAUACUUUGUUAUUAUACUAGAUAUUGUAGUUUUUUUAUAAGGGGAUAAAAUGUCAAAUUUCACAUAAAAAAGUGUCAAUAGACACUAAAAUCAAGAACGUAAAAGAAGAAGCAGUUUAUAAAAACUAAAUGAAACAUGGAGCAUGUAUGCAUGCAUAGCCACAAAACAUAUUAUGAUUGAUUUUUUAUAAACUGUGAUAAGGAAAAACACAUGGAUUUCCACUGGUACUUGGCAUUUCCAUUGUUAUUUUCAUAACAAACAGGGCAUCACAAUGCUGCCAAACAGUUUAUAUUUUUGUCAGAUAUUAUGAAGUGAGAUGAUCAGAUGCUCAAAGCACAAAAUAAAAAUGAAAGAUUACAGUGUGCGAUCUUGCCUAGGUAAAUACUGCAAUAACAAUCAACACACAGUUCCUUCAUGUGUGAUUACCAGUAACAUACGUUAAAUAGGUUGUGUCAAGCAUACAAAAAUGAACACCAGGAAAUAAAUAUAUUUCUAAUCACAAGUUCACAUCUACUGGAAAUGAAUUUCAAGUCAGUAAAUAUGACCGCCAGGAUCAGAGAUCAGUGUAAAAUCUGCUGUUUUUCAAUGCUUUUAGGACUCUAAUAUGAUUGACUGCACCAGAAGCCUUUGGUAAACAGUGAAGAUUUAGGUGCAGGGUUUUAUAGCAUCUGUGGGACAGAGCUUAGUUACAAAUGCACUUUUAUUUCCCAAAGUGUUAGAGUGAGUGCUUAGAGUGAGACUUAUGGCAUCAUGUUUGAAAUCCAGGCCCAGAUGGUGUUGUGAUGUGUAGCUGAAUUAUGCCUGAAGCCAGACUCAGUUGGAUUUUUAAAUAUUUCUACUGCUUUAAAGGUGCAGUUUGUAAUGUUUAAAAGUGUUUCUUGGCAAUAAUUAUAAAUUUAUAAUGUUAAAAAACCUAUGACCAACAGCCUGCGGUUUUUGUUUACUUUUUUCUGGCCCAGAAAUGUGCUCCGCCCCCACCCAGAACAGAGCUGCUCAACUCUGCUCCUUUUCCUUAAGGAGGCUUUCGCAUAAGCAGCAUUUAGUGCAUUUGAAUAGUGCAAAGCCUAGUGUGUUUAUCUGCUUGGCGUAGUUCAUUUAGGCCGUGUGAGAACACAGCAAUCCACAUCUGCUGCAGCUUUUAGUACUGCAGAAAAACAAAUGCAAAGGGAAGACCACAUUCUCUAUUAAGGAAGCAAGGAACAUCAGUUGUGUAUACAGAAACUAAUUUUAUGGGGGAUAAAGAAAUAUGCCAAAUAAAAUCACUGUUUCAUCUGUUAGUUGAAAUGGAUAAGUGGAAGGAUGCCAGACUGUAGCAGAAGAAAUUGUGGCAUUCAGAAAUAGUCAUUUCAUUUUUUAAGGCACAGUCUACCAUCAACAAAUCGAACCAUAUUAAUACCAAUAAUAGACAUAUGAAAAUCAGUGAAAAUGCUAAAAAAAAAACAUGGUAGUAAUAGGGGGAAAUGACAUCUACCCUUCUUUUUCCUCCUCCUGCAGUAAACCUCUAGUAUUUCAUCAGCUUGAUUUUCCUAUGCUCAGAGUGUAGCUAGCUGGCUAGUAGCUUUCAGACAGAAACAGGAAAAAUGCACAAUCUGGGGUAAAAAUGGAGGAAUCAUAAUGGCGACAUUGUCGGAACAUUAUAGUGCAAUUACUGAGCAAAGCAAUGAUAUUUGAUAUGUAUAUCAUGUUAACCACCCACAAAUAAGCAUUUGCAAGUGUCAUAAAAUACGACAGUAACACCCUUUAGGAACAGAAAGAACCAAUAACUAGACAGAUUGUGCAGAACACCCACACACACACACCCACACACACACACACACACACACAAAUCUAACCAAUGUUGGCUCAACAGCAUCACGUGUAGCUUGUUUGCUAAUUGGGAAGACAUCGCUACAGAAUUUUUGGUUCACUGUUAAUGCAUGCUCUUAAUAUUCUGCUUUUUAUUGAAAAGUUGCAUGAAAGGAACUUGAGCUGAAUCUGCUUAUCAGCACUGGAGUGCGGAGAUUAAAUAAAUCAUCAUCACUAGGGGGUGCUGUCUUACGGCACUGACUGGUUUAAAUCACACGUAAUCAAAAAUGGCUGAAAGAGGCACAUGAUCAUCAAAUAACGGUGUAAGUACCUCUUACUGCAGAACAAGAAGUCCAUGGGAUGGACCAGCUAGCUAAUCUCGCUAAUCUACCUUCAGGCUGGAGAAGUGUGUUAAGUGUGUUGUUUCAUGUUAUACACUGUUGUCUAGGUUAGAGUUAGGCUUAUAGGCAAAGUUGGAUCAGAUCCAGCUCCACCUCUGGACUUUUGAUUCUGCGUGUGAGGACUAUCUUAUCUUAUCUUCCCACUUAGCAGACAAGGUCUUUUUCAAAGUUGUUGAAAUGGAAAUUAAGCACAUUGUGCAGAAGUAUGUGUGCUAUCUCAGGAAGCUGUGACCAUAUAAGGAAAGUAAAUGGCUAACAGUGACAGUUGCACAUGCCGAGAAGACAGAAUCAGUUCGGCUGUAACAGCAAUGCUGAUCCAAACAAAUGUAUCACCAGAUUAAAACCAAGCUAAACUCAAGCAAUGGAUGACGAAUUAAUUCUGGGAUGCAGGUUGAAACUUAAAAUUGUGGUAAUUCAACUGUAAUUUAGCAAAACAUGUCCAGUAAAUGUAUUUAGUAUAAUCAUGUCCAAUCUUAUCAUACUCAUAAAAAGGCUGCAAGUUGGUUAAAUAACUGUACUUCAAAGUCCAUAUUCGUUGUACAGAUUAGGUUAAUAUUUUAGAGCUGCAUGAAAUCAUCCUGUUUUAUGUAUAUACAGCUAGAUGCUGUGCAUGCGGUGCAUUAUAAACUUCACCAAAGACUAUUGUAAAAGUUAUCACGUUCUACCAAAUGACAGAAAAGCUCUUAAAUUCAUUUAUGGAUUGAUGUGUUAGAUGUAAUUUAUUGAGUUAAAAACACAGUAAAAACAUGCUUGUACAUAUUUGCUGUAUAAAUGUCUUGUAGUGCAACUGGUUAUGUGCAAAGGAUACAAUAAAACAUGUAUAAUGUGUAUAUGUUGUGCUCAAAUACAGUUCUGUUCACCAAAGUGUUACAUAAUCCUGAAAUGUGAUGAAUAAUAUGUUUUUGCUUUUGCACAAGGAUUUAAUUACUCUGUAUAGUGUUUUGUAAAUAUUUGAAAUAUGUUGAGUGUUGUGCAAUAAGUCACUAUUGUGAAAUUAUUAUGCUGUACAGUAUAUAUUUUCACUGGCAUGUCAUUUGUUAAAUUAAUGCUUUAUUUUCCUGUUGGUUGUAACUGUAUUUUAAAUAGUUUCAGUGUAGCUUGCAUAUGUGUUUGUUGGGAUUUUUGGGCAUAAGCACAUGAAUUGUUCUUUUGCAAAUAAAACGUGAAAAUGCAUCUGUAAAAAUCCCUGUAAUCAGUUUCAUGUGGGGAAAAAGAAACACUUUCUCAAAUGGUCUUGUUUAUUGCACAAAAGCUUUUCUUUCUUUUCUUUUUUUUUUUGCUGAGUAACUGGCUGGUUGUCAUUUAGUCCUGACAGUGAAUUCCCUUUUCCACUCGGCAGUAGUGAUGUGUUAGAGACUAUUUGAGACAGAUAUACUCGCUGGAGGCUUUUAGUUUGUGGCUGGCUCUUGUCUUUGUUUUCCUGGGCAGAAGCCAACCAUUGUCUUUCUAAAUCCAAUAUGAGAGAGGCUUUCAUUGGUCAGGAACUAACAUCACAUUGUCCUUUGUACACAAUGACCUAAGUGAAAGCUUACGUGAAAGCCAUUCAUGACAGACUCGAUUUGCAGGGCUGAGUUAGCACAAUUUAAGACAAAAAAACACACACAUAUUCCAACAGGAAACACACUUGUGCUUUAUGCUGUUCACCUAAGUGGAACAGCAGUGGAAAAUAUGUGUGUGUAAUGUAGAUAAAAAUGUUUCGAUAAAGCUUUACAUUAAGAUUUUUUACUGCAUUAGUUAACAUUACACCACAGCACUGUUGAAUUGUCGAUUCUGAUUAGUCAGAAGGUGUUGAUUAAUUUUCUAUAACAGUAGCUCUGGCUAGAAGGCAAAUCACAGAUGCACCACAUGAUCUAACUCUAAUAAUAAACAUUGUUAUUUAACAAAGAAAAAUGCUUAAUUGUUGAUAUAGUGAAGUUUUCUCUAAGCAUAUGUUAAUUUAACAGUCAAUGUAACAGUCAGUAUGUUUUCCACCACAGGAAAGUCUUCACUACAGAGGAGUGUGUACUUUCUGCUUUCUAGAGAAUAUGACAAGCUGCUGGGUUUUUUUUUGUCUUAUUAACUUCAAGAAAGAGAAAAAAAGAGAGGCUAGUGAGGGAUUGAUUGUUUAUAGCCGCUAUAAC